AAAGCUUUUUUUCUCUUCACCAACUCUUUAGUCCUACCUUUGUCUCCGACGGAGCAUGCGCCUCAGUGCAUUUCCGCUGCUUCUUGCAGGGGCUAGCCUCGCUCAGUAUGCGACAGCCAGCCCCAUUCGCGUGGUCGUCGUGACAUCCAAAGAAGAAAUCUCGACCGACACUCGAUAUGAUCAAGGUCGUCCCUUCGUAGCCGAAAUCGUCAGACCUUUCGCGCCCCUCCCAGAGGUCAUAACACCCCAUCCUGGCGCCGGCCGCCAUCCCUGCUCCAAGUUCAAGAACAAGGCCCUCACCAUUACCAACAAGUUCAGGGAGGCCUUUGGCUUGCCUCUCAUUCACUCUGACUCUCGUCCCAACAACGUCGACGACGAGAGCGACGGAAUUCUCAGAACUCUGCCCUUCAUAGGUAUACCUAUGGAGCCCAUACCAGUUCGCCCCGACAACUUUCGCAAUAAGAACGACGGGACUUUCAACAUCCUGCCUGUACCCUUCCAGCCAGGGCCUGGUGUCAUUCAUGUCGCUCCAGGUCGCGGUAUGGGCCACGGCCGCCACCGCUUCCAGGCCUCGUUCCUCCACCGUGUCCACAGGGCGUUGAUGGUUCUGGGACCUUGGGAAGGGCGUGCAGUCGCUUUCGUCCUCGGUUGCGGCAUUGGCGUGCUCCUCAGGAUGGUCUGGGUCAUGGCCAUUCUCUUCGCCCGGGCUUUCCGCAGCUCCCGCCGAAGCGAUGACGAAGACGUCCACGACGUCCUGGUAUUCGAGGCGGACGCCGAAGAGAUGCUCGUGCCGCCUCCUCAGUACACCGAUGAGAAAGUUGCCCUCGUGGUCGCGGAGGAGAAGCCCGAGAUCAAGGCUUAGAACAGCGCUGGACAGAGAAGAUAUGAUUUGAAUGGAUAUCCCUUGGUCUGGUUGGGCUUGCCGUCUCCGUUAUACAGCAUCCCGUUACCAAUUUUGUACUAUGCCUCCCCCUCUUUCUGUUUCGUAUAUCCCUAGGUCGUUGGCUCAUGGAGUUCAGCCGAGUGCUCGCGACCGUGUAGUCUAGCCUCGAUGAAUACAUGGACAUUCGUGUUGUGAAUCG
Messenger RNA from Phanerochaete carnosa HHB-10118-sp, 1082 nucleotides. RefSeq lists its product as uncharacterized. The record is from RefSeq and is a predicted model, not a curated record. NCBI's taxonomy places the organism in Eukaryota, Fungi, Basidiomycota, Agaricomycetes, Polyporales, Phanerochaetaceae. Bases 56 to 862 code for a protein of 268 amino acids. The transcript is spliced from 3 exons.